This is a messenger RNA of Fusarium verticillioides 7600, 1509 nucleotides long. RefSeq lists its product as hypothetical. Gene Ontology annotation, molecular function: transmembrane transporter activity. Gene Ontology annotation, cellular component: membrane. The record is from RefSeq and is a predicted model, not a curated record. NCBI's taxonomy places the organism in Eukaryota, Fungi, Ascomycota, Sordariomycetes, Hypocreales, Nectriaceae. The coding region runs from base 1 to 1509 and encodes 502 amino acids. The transcript has 6 exons. Gene Ontology annotation, biological process: transmembrane transport.
AUGGAUACCAGCGCGCAGAACGAGAAAUUGCAGAAUGGCGCUGAUACUGCGUCCAACAUGACCGACACUCCCGGCGCGACUGUUGAGAGCAUUGAGAACGCGCAGUUCUCCAUUGAUCCUAAAGCAGAGGCUCGGCUGCGUCGAAAGAUUGACUGGAUGAUCGUUCCGACCGUUUGUCUACUCUAUCUCUUCUGCUUCAUUGACCGCGCAAACAUCGGAAACGCCCGUCUCGCAGGCCUAGAAGAAGAUCUCGGUCUCACGGGCAACGACUACAACCUCGUCCUAUCAGUAUUUUACAUCAGCUACAUCGUCUUUGAGAUCCCCGCCAACCUUUUGUGCAAAUACAUGGGUCCCGGAUGGUUCAUCCCCUUGACAUCGUUAGGUUUUGGUCUGUGCUCUAUUUUUACAGCGUUUGUGUCAAAUGUCCAUCAGAUUUGUGGUGUGAGAUUUGUGCUGGGGAUUUUUGAGGCGGGUAUGUUACCUGGUAUUGCGUAUUAUAUGUCGCGAUGGUAUAGACGAUCAGAACUCACCUUUCGGCUGUCGCUGUAUAUCGUCAUGGCGCCGCUGGCGGGUGCGUUUGGCGGUCUUUUGGCAUCGGCGAUUUUGAAGCUCCCUAACUUUGGACGCUUCACCAGCUGGGAGAUGAUCUUUGCCAUCGAAGGUAUCAUCACCGUCGGCCUGUCCAUCAUCUCAUUCGUCACUCUCACCGACCGUCCCCAAUCAGCCGCCUGGCUCACCGAAGAAGAAAAAGCCCUCGCCCUCAACCGCAUCAAGGCCGAGCGUCUCGGCACAACCGAAGUCCUCGACAAGAUCGACACCGCCAAGAUCAUCGCCGGCAUCCGCAGCCCCCUCACGCUCUCGACAUCCAUCAUCUUCCUCCUCGACAACAUCACCGUCCAAGGCCUCGCCUUCUUCCUGCCCACCAUCGUACGAACGAUUUACCCCGAGCGAACAACUAUUUCCCAACAGCUCUUCACUGUGCCGCCAUAUGUCGUCGGUGCUUUUUUCACGGUGCUUAUUCCGGGAAUCAGCUACAAGUUAGAUAGGAGGCAGAUCUUUAUUAUUCUUUGUGCGCCGAUGGUUAUGGUGGGUUAUGCGAUCUUUUUGGGGACGACGAAUGGGCAUGCGAGAUAUGGUGCUACGUUCCUCGUUGCUAGUUCGGCUUUUGCACUGGGGCCUUUGACGAAUUCUCAUAUCAGCGCCAAUGUUCUCAGCGACACAGCGCGCAGUGCAGCCAUCGGAACAAACGUCAUGUUCGGUAACAUCGGUGGUCUCAUCUCCACCUGGUCUUUCGUCAAGAGUGACGCGCCCAACUAUCCCAUCGGCAAUGGGUUAAAUUUGGCUACCUCGAGCACGAUUCUUGUUCUUGGUGCCGCAACUCUCUGGUGGAUCAAGCGCGAUAACCGGAAGCGGGCUAGUCGACCGGCUGAAGCUGAAUUGGCUGGUCUGUCGCAGCAGGAGAUUCAGGACCUUGAUUGGAAGAACCCUAACUUCCGAUGGAUUGCUUGA